CAGUUUUCAGUUUACAACUGUCAAUAGGCCAAUUUAUCAGUGUAGUAUAUCGUGUUUCAGGAAACAUAAACAGGAUGUUGAGCUUUAAGUUUUGAAUUGAAUGACAAGUUAAGAUGUACAUUUGAAGUGAGUUGUAACGGGAUACUGUGAAGUAUUAUUUGUGCAGUAUUUAUAAUGGUCAUAGGCGGAAUUCAACGCGCUUGAAGUGUUAUUGAAAUAAAAUAUACCUUAUAUAUUAACUAAGGUUCUUUCCUCUGUGGAAUGUAAUAUAAACUACACCUCACUGAGUCAUUGUAUCAGUUGUCUUGAAAUAUAUUUUACGACUACUACGUGAACUAAAAUGCAAGUAUAUUUCAACUGUGUUUACAUUUUUUCGUUUGUACAAAUCCAUUUGCACUUAACCUACCGAACAUAUGCAACGGUAAACGGGUUUAUUUAAUGAGAUAUGCUAAUGAUUUAACGGUUUUUAUGAACUAACCAAACGUUUGCGGUUUACACAUAUGACUGUUCUUUAGCAAUUCGAAGUUGGAGAGAAAGCGAGAGAGAGAGAGAGAGAGAGAGAAACGACCCCCACAAAGUUGGAAGUAACCGAUCUAUAUAGGAAGUGCUGAUUAUAGUUAAAGAGACAUGGACGAGAGCCCGUUACAAGCUAGCGAUGGGCGGCGGUUUAAAGAGGGGCGACCAUUGCUAUACUCUGUAUUCUUGAGAAGCGCUCCGAACACACGAGAUGCAAGGCAUUAUGGCGCCGACCAGCAGUCAUCUUUCCAAUAAACAUGCUGGACCAUUGUUCGGACAAUUUCGGAUACAUGAUGUCAUUUGGAAGUAUCGCUGGAUAUUGUUACGUGCUCUUCAACAUCAGAGGACUAUUAAGCGCUGGUCCAGCUUGGUAUCAAAGUUAUACGUUCACUUUAUGCUUGUCAUAAACUGUCCAAACGGAGGAGAAAACGGUUUAACGGGCCAAGAAAUUGCGAAGCAAAUUCCGGUGCUCGUGUGUACAAUCGGUCUUGCAUUCCGGUACCUGUACGUCCUGAUACGGAACAGCAUCCGGGCAAUUAAAGCUCGAUCAGCGGGACCAUUUAUCGAACGCGUUGAACGUCGAAAGUACGGCACUCCAUAUAACAUCCAGUACGUUAAGAACCUGUUGGCGGGCACGAAGUUAUAUCAGAACAUGUCAUUCGACGCCUUGGACGGCGAACCAAGCUGGAAAACAAAGAUUCGUGCACUUUUGCGCCAGUAUAUCUACGUAAAUGACCCGACAUUAAAAUAUUCGCCGAGGAUCAUUGGCAUUUUCACAGUAGCCUUGAUAUGUUCAUACCAGUUCGGUAUUAUAAUCGUACUGGGAUCCUACCAGCUUGAGAAGUUGGUGCAGUUCCUGUACCCAAACACGACGGCCGAAGGCAACAGUACCGUCGACGACAGCGGUUGUUCGUUCCUCAGACUUAUGGUCAAUACGGUCAACGUGUCGGCCUUGUUGUCUUUUAUACUGUCGUCCCUGUUGACCCUGUUUUCAAUCUUCCAAAUUCUCACCAACUACCGCCACAAUAUCAAGCUGAUGUUUAAAGGCAUAUUCAACCAUUUGCCCUUGACCGCGAAGACAGAAACGCUGUGUUUGUGUUGUCUGACAGCAUGGCCUAUGCAGGUUCACAAAUAGCGUAUAUACUAUGGGGAUACAUCAUUGUGUGGGCUGUCCUGCUUUUGACGUUCUUUGCACUCGCCUACCUUAUCGUGCUGCCUGUGUUCGGACUAAUCUCUCGAGAUGUCCUGAAGUACAUGUGGAACCUUCUGUACGUCGUGCAUGUGACCCCCUUCUGGAACAAAUGGGAUUAAUGCAUACAUAUCAGGAGUUCUUAUUUUCUACGCCUUUACGUUGCUGCAAAAGUUAUUCUGUCGUGGACUUCUUCAGACCCGGAUAUCGGUUGAUUCGCAAAGAAAACAAGACACGUCCGUUAUUUUGGCUUUGGACAACAGGAAGAUAUUCCACAAUGUCACUUAUUUCACGUUCUUCUUCUACAUCGUGCUCGGCCUGUUCGGCUGUCUUCUCACCAUUAUUAAGGGCAUGAUCCUGGGCAUCAUGUACCUCUCCAGGCUGGACAAGUGUGGUCUCGUAAAUGGCUUCGAAACAUGGGAUAAAGGUUACAUGAACUACGUUAGUUUCCUCCAUUUCGAAGAGUGCCAUCGACACCCGGUCUGGUUGGUAUUUUGUGACAUUCUGAUUGACUGUAUGCCACAAAACCGGAACCAGGCUCGCCUCAACACAUACGGAACCGUUGAUGACGUUUCAACAGACGUCACUUAUUCCAGCUCUUGGACUGCGUUAGUAAGGCCGAGACGUCGUUGGUUGAAAGCGUACACUAUGGUGAGGAAUCCAUCUGUGAGAGCAAAACAGAUUGAAGCAGACUAUGACACGCUAGAGGACAUUGACAUUACUGAUCUUUCUGACCAGGCUAUCAUUGACGUAUCUAAUACUGACCUGCCAAACACUGGCGUUGCUCAUCAUGAUCAAACGGUCAUGCACAUGGAUCAUAACGAUAAAUCAGUGCUAGUUUAGUUGAUGUUGUUUUGUGGGGAGGGAGGUCAUAGUUUUGUAAAACGAUAAACUGUUAAGUGCCAGUGCAUACAGUUAAUUUUUUAUUUGCUUAAUUGUAUAUGUUUAUAUAUUCUUAAUUUAUAUAAAUUAUAUAUUUAUACAUUAAACUUCUAACAAUAACAUGAAUUGAGAAUCGUUUUUUUAAGCUUUCCAUAUUGCAGAUUUAGUACCAAUACUUUGAUACGGUAAAAUGUCUUUAGAUUUCCAUAUUGCAUAUUUAGUACCAAUGCUCUGAUACCGUAAACAUGUCUAAAGCUUUCCAUAUUGCAGAUUCUUAUAAAGAAGUGAAACUCCAGCUGCUGGAGCAGUAUUGAAUUCUCAUUAAAAACAAUUAGUUGGUCCUUUAUUUAAGGCAAGUGACCGAUUGCCCAAACAAUACAAAAACAGCACAAUACAGCACAAUACAAACCAACAUACACACAAAAUAGUACAAAUGCAUUGAUACGGUAAUCUGUCUUAAGCUUUCCCUACUGCAGAUUUUAUACCAAUACUUUGAUAUGGUAAACUGUCUUAUGCUGUCCAUAUUGCAGAUUAAGUACCAAUACUUUGAUACGGUGAAAUUCUUAAGCUUUCCAUAUUGCAGAUUUCGUACCAAUACUUUGAUACGGUACAAUGUCUAAAGAUUUCCAUAUUGCAGAUUUAGUACCAAUACUUUGGAACGGUAAAAUGUCUUAAGCUUUAUAUGUUGCAGAUUUAGUACCAAUACUUUGAUACGGUUAAAUGUCUUAAACGUUACCUACUGCAGAUUUAGUACCAAUACUUUGAUACGGUAAAAUGUCUUAAGCUUCCCAUAUUGCAGAUUUAGUACCAAUACUUUGAAACGGCAAAAUGUCUUAAAAACUUACCAUAUUGCAGAUUUAGUACCAAUAUUUUGAAACGGUAAAAUGUCUUAAGCUUUCCAUAUUGCAAAUUUUGUACCAAUACUUUGAUACGGUAAAAUAUAUUAAGCUUUUCAUAUUGCAGAUUUAUUUCCAAUACUUUGAUACGUUUAAAUGUUAAAAACUCUUGAACGAAAGUCUACAGACUAUUGAUUGAACAUGUAGUCAACAUUUUGUCAACGAUGCUAUUAUAAACGAAGGUCAGACAUAUAAUUCAAGAAAUGAUAAUAAUCAAAUAAAGAGAUGCCACAUGUUACACACAUUAAUAUCGGAUAAUUUAAAGCCGAAUUAAUAACAAUAAUUGUCAGAUAAACACUAAAGAUAUGCUAGUAGAAAUGAAAAAAGCGGCACGUGAGUGUUUUGAAAAUAAUACUUUUAACGAAUUAUACUUAAGUCAUAUAUAUUAAAUUAUAUGAUUGUACAUAGUUCACAUGAUAUCACACGUUUUGGUAAACAAAAUGAAAAAAACAUUGUUUUAGAUUUGUAAAUUGUCGUCGUAGUUAUGAUAUUUGUGAGGAAAUAGUAAUACUGAACAUUUACCAAAAUUACUAUGCUCUGCAAUGUCCAUAAUAUGCAUCUUUUGACGAUUUAAAAAACCUGAAAAUUAUAAAGCUUUGAAACGCGAAACGAUUGAAUAAUUGUAGAGAUCUGUAAUUGUCGUUAUAGUUUGUGACACUGCGAUGAUUGCUUAUAUAAUAGAUAAAAUACAUCACUCAUAGUAUGAUCAUGGAUGGCCGAGUGGUCUAUUCGUUAGACCUUUGCUACAGCAGUAAGAGGUUCGAGAUCAGUUGAGGGUUACUUUUUUCUUUCUUAAUUUAUUCUUCUUGUUUUACUGGAGAUUUUAGAUCUUAUGUCUAUAUUUAUCAAUAUAAGGCAUUUACUGACAAACUUCAAUACAUGACAAAAUCUGUGAAAAGGUCUAUUUAAAACACAACAUAAAGUAAAUAUCUCAACGGACGGCUAGUGGUGGUAUUUGCUUACAACGGUACGUACUACCUUACGUGCCUAAUGUAUAUUAUAUUUUUUAUUGUUAUCGCAUUCCUUUGUAAUACAAUUGUAUUUAUUCUGUAGCUUGUGAUUUAUCAUCAUAGUUUAUGUUAUAUAAUAAUGCUUAUGUAUACAUGAUACAAUAUAAUAUCA
Molecule: messenger RNA, 4605 nt
Organism: Dreissena polymorpha
Lineage: Eukaryota; Metazoa; Mollusca; Bivalvia; Myida; Dreissenidae
Product: stimulated by retinoic acid gene 6 protein-like
Exons: 14
Coding region: 728-1651 (307 amino acids)
Biological process (GO): vitamin A import into cell
Cellular component (GO): plasma membrane
Molecular function (GO): retinol transmembrane transporter activity; signaling receptor activity
Source: RefSeq, a predicted model, not a curated record